Messenger RNA from Stylonychia lemnae, 2643 nucleotides. Lineage: Eukaryota; Ciliophora; Spirotrichea; Sporadotrichida; Oxytrichidae. The record is from the annotation of a GenBank genome assembly.
AUGAACUAAAAAGGAUCUAACCCAUCAAACUCAAAUAGAGGUUUAGCAGUAGGACCCACAGCAAAAGGACUAAAUGGAGGGCCAUCAAGAAGAACCGGAGGACUUGGAACUACGACAAAAUAAAGAGGCACAAGAGGAGGAACAACAAGUAAUGCAAAGACUGAUUUCAACAUUGAAUAUACAGAAUGGAAUGGAGAAAGAAUUAUGAUUAAACCUAAGGCUUUGAUGAAGACAAGUUCGCAUAAUUAGGAGGGAAAAUUAGACAACUCAUAAAUUCCAGGUGGAACUAGCAAGGACCCUGCAGCAACAGGAGGAAAAACUGAAGGUGCUGCAGCUAACACCUAAAAUAAAGACUAAACUUCAUUAUCAAUGCAAUCUAAUUUGACAUCAUCUCUUAUGGAUACAACUGAAGAUGAAGAGGCAAAGAGAAAAGAAGAGGAGAAAUUAGCCAAGAAAUAAAAGCGUGGUCUAAGUGAAAAAGAAAUAGAAGCAAAUAUUGAUAUAGAUCUUGGUGAAACUGAAACAUUUGAAUUGCUUUUCAUUCCUUCUUCAUCAGUAUAAAAUGAUACUGAUGAAUAAACUAUUGUGACUGCUGAAAAUAAAAAAUAUGAGGAAUUAAAGACUAAUAAAAUAGGAAGUGAUUCUUAUACCGAAAGGGGAUCUUAAACUUUGAAUUUGACCUAAAAGCCUAAAGAAAUACACUUCAAGGGUUUUACUCAUGAAAGCAAAGAUAUACAGGCCACUAAUUGGGAUAUUGAUGAUGCCUCUAAAUAAUAAAGAUUGAGUGAGGCUAAGAAAUAAUAGAUUGAUUAUGCAGGCAGUAUAACUGGAAUUAUGACUGAAAAACUUAAAAAUCCAAACUGCUUAAUUGAUGCUGAAGCAGCAUCUCAUAUUUCUAUUGUCACUACUAAAUCAGAUUAGAAAAAGCCAGCUAACUAAUCAGGUACAAAUUCAUCUAACUCAAAUAAAAAUAAGAAUGCAACAUCAUCAUAACUCAAAGAAUCUACAAAUAAAUCUUAAACAAGCGAUAAAAUGAGCGGGACAUCAAUGAGUUAAACUUAAACAAAUGCUAUUACUAGCGAAACUUAUGCUGGCGAUUUUAAUGCAGUUCCCAAAAAUGUUGAGUAUGUAGAAACAGACUUACCAGAAACAAUGAUAAAGGCAAUCAAGAUUAUUGAAAGAUUACUGACUCAAUCUAAAUAUCACGAAUAGCAUGUACUUUACAAGAAUUAUCCACCUGUAAAUUUAGGUGAUAAACAUAGAAAAGCUUAUGAAGAUGAUGAGGAAGAAAAUGGAGGUAAAAAGCCAUUAUUCCCUGGAAUUAAAAAGGAGAAGAAGGUUGAGGAUGAAAAGAAGGAAGAUGAAUUAGAUUAAGAAAAAGAGAAGGAAGAUGAGAAUGCUGUAACUUUGAAGCAUUUAUUUAAGUUUGAAUUUGACAUCACUGAAGGAAGAUAAGUAUCAUGUAUCGAUGUAAAUGAGGCAAAUCCAGACUUGAUUGCUGUUGGGUAUGGUGAGUUUGACAUUGAUUGCACAAAAUAACUUAAGGAGGGUCUAUUGUGCUUCUGGACACUAAAAAAUCCAAAUUUUCCUGAGAAAAUUAUUAAAACUGAGCAUUCAAUUACUACGUGCCAAUUUUCAAAGAAAUCUCCUCAUUUAAUAGCUAUUGGAGAUUCUCAUGGAAAUAUUGCAAUUUUUAACAUUAAAAAUGCAGAUUCCAAACCCAUAGCAGAGAGUAAGGAUCUUGAGGGCAAGCAUACUGACAUUGUUUGGGAAGUUAAAUGGGUUGAAAGAGAUGGAAAAGGAGAAUCUUUAGUUUCUAUCUCAGGAGAUGGUAGAGUUAUUGAGUGGUCUAUGAAAAAAGGACUUGAAUUCACUGAGCUUAUGUAGCUUAAAAGAGAAACUAAUCCAAACUAAAAGGAUGUAUUUGGAGGAGUAGAAGGUGAUAAAAAGGGAGGAAUGACUUUUAUUAAUACUGGAGGUUUGAGUAUUGAUUUUCCUAUUAAUGAAAAUGGUAUGAAUUACUUUGCUGCAACUGAAGAUUGUACUAUUCAUAGAUGCUCAGUAUCAUACUCAGAAUAAUACCUUGGGACAUAUUAUGGACACACAGGACCAAUUUAUAGGAUCAGAUGUAAUCCAUUUUGGGAUAGUUAAGAAUGCCCAAUUUUUAUUACAUGCUCAUAUGAUUGGACUGUAAGAGUCUGGAACGCAAAAGAUGACAAUGGUGAAAAGCUAGUUUGCCAUGAAAUCUUCUCUCUUAAACAAUAAGUAAAUGAUGUUGUUUGGUCUCCACACACCUCAUCUGUAUUUGCAUCAGUAGCCAAUGAUGGAAGAAUUGAAAUAUGGGACCUUUAUAGAGAUAAUCUAGGCCCUUAAAUAACAUAUUUUGACAAAAAUUCUGACGGAGAAGUUAUCAAUAUUCCUAAGACAGUAGUAAGAUUUAGUGAUAAUGCUCCUGUUGUCUUGACUGGUAACUUAAAAGGCUCUGUUGACGUCUAUCGUGUUAAUGGGCUUGAGCAUGUUUAGGUUUCUGAGAAAGAUCAAAUCAAUAGACUUCUGUCUGCUAUUCAGAAAGAUGAUUACUCCGAAUAAAAAGGAAAGAAAAAAGAUGAAGAUGGAGAGGGCUAAGAAGGUGAGGCUUAAUGA